Messenger RNA from Scatophagus argus, 1418 nucleotides. RefSeq names its product fibroblast growth factor binding protein 2a (gene fgfbp2a). The transcript has a single exon. Gene Ontology annotation, molecular function: growth factor binding. NCBI's taxonomy places the organism in Eukaryota, Metazoa, Chordata, Actinopteri, Scatophagidae. Gene Ontology annotation, biological process: cell-cell signaling. The coding region runs from base 53 to 724 and encodes 223 amino acids. The record is from RefSeq and is a predicted model, not a curated record.
CUCAGCUCAAGCAUUUCCACUCUCCUCUUCCACACAGCAUCCGUCUGACACCAUGUGGACUCAGGCCAGCACUCUCCUCCUACUACUUACCUGUUGUCUUUGGUCAUCAGAGGCUCAGAACAACAGCAGCAGGAGACAAAGCAUUUGGGAUGUUCCCAUUAAAUUCAAAACCAAAGGAAAUGACACAUGCAGCAUGAUCAUCACCGGUCAAGGGGAAUACACCAAGCUGAGACUGCCGUGUCAGGGUAGCAGGCGCUCCUACUGGUGUGAAUACCUGGGCACACCUUACACCUGCAGCGCUUAUAAUAAAAACCCUCGUCACUACUUUGUCCAGAUGAUGUGGGGCCUCAGAAAGCUUAACAAUGCCUGCCAGGCACCAAGGCAUAUCAAACCUCACAUGUGCAGGAAGGCAACUGAUGAUUCUCAAAUGGUCUUCUCAUCUGGUUCCUUUUCCCGGUCAUGGCCAGAGGCUUCUAGGGCAGAAGCAAGACCAGCAGCACAGCCUGCAAGACCUCGACCCCCUGCACCCACAAGGUCUGAUUUGGCAAGGCAACCUUCAACAAAAGCAGUUCAAACUCUACCAAGGGUAAAGACUACGCAGAGAAGCAGUCCAGAACCAACGACACCUUCUUUGGAGAGCAGUGCUAAGAGGAUGGCUCGGCAGUACUGCUGGAGGUCCCUUCAAGGCAUCUGCUCCUAUUUCAUCGGUUUGUUUCGGAAUUAGUGAAGAAGGUGAGCAGCAGUACUGGACCUCUCCAUUACACACAGUUUUUACUACAUUGUUUUAUUUCUAAUCUAAGAGCACAGUGGCAGAAUUAGGGCUUCUGUGUAUUUAAAUAAAGUUUGCCUCCAGCAUUCAUUUGGAAAAUUCAAACUUUUUUCCUUGUGUUUUUUUUUCUGUCUUUUUUUUUACCUCAAAUUAUUACUGAUGUGCAUAAUUUAUAAAUGUGUAUCCAUUCCCCCUCCUCUGUUCGUUCACAGAUUUAAAAUUCUGAUGAAGAUAACUUCUGAUGUCUGAGUAAAGUGAGCCCUGGAGCAAAAUUCCAGACCAGAAGUUUGUUCAUCCUUUGGUAGAAGAACUGUAGUGCUCUCUUCAGGGGAAGAGAUAAUACUGCUGUGACAAAGAAGAAUUUCUCACAUGCACGGUCUUCCAAGUGUCACAACUGGAAAAACUCCACUAUACCUGUUUUACCUGUGUAUUAACAAAUGUUUUGCAAAGUGGUUGUAUGAAAUGGUACAAGUAGUACUUUAACUUGUGAGAAGGUAUAUGGGCCCUGAGAGAAGGGCACUAACAUAACACUAACAACACUUAUUUGAAUUUGUGUUUGUUUUCUUGUAUAUAAUCCACUUGCAUCAUAUAAUAUUACCUUGUUGGGAGAGACCAAAGUAUUAUUUAUUUUGGUCUGAAAAAUAGUGAA